UGGUGUAACUUCAGUGGAUUCCACUGCAACUACACUUGGCUCCACCGAUUCAUCAGAUAUUUCAGCAACUACUGGUGUCACUGCAACCAGUGAAUCUCCAAAUACAGCAGAAACGUCUACAACUCCAGCUGAUAGUACAACAGGAAUUUCUGGUUUAACUUCAGGAGAUCCCACUGCAACUACAGUUGUCACCACUCUUGUGACAGAAAACAGUCCAUCUACUCCAUAUCCUGGCUCAACUAAAGCUGAUUUCACAACUGCAAAAGAUGAUAUAACUACCACACCUGCCAUUAAAUGUGAAAAUGGUGGAACUCCACAACCAAACAAUCAGGCUUGUGUCUGUCUGGCAGGUUUUUUUUGGGAGAGUCUGCAAUAUUGUUUUACCUGAAGUAGUACCAGAUGUCAUUGAAAGGAAAGUCAAUAUUACGAUGGAAAUGAAAGAAAAAUUUAAAGAAGCCCAUAAAAACCCAUCGUCGGAAGAAUAUAAAGAAUUUUUGAAAAAUUCAAUAAAUCAGUGGUGUCCAAAUAUAAAGCUGAAUUACCCAGGUUUUCACGUGUGGACAACAUAAUUCUAAGUGCUGGUGGACCAUUACAAGAUAGCCAAAGAGGAAAAAGAAGCUUGGCCUUAAAGGAAACUACUAGUGAUCUUAGUCUGAAAGUUGAUCAUGAUGUCAUUCUUAACAUUGAAAAUAAUGAGGCCAUGAACACUUCUUAUGACACUGGGGUCAAGGACGUGCUGGACAUCCUUAAUGACAUACGAAAUAGUACUGAUGCAAAUUUUACUAUUAAUACAGUCGCUGCAUCAAAGACUCCUUUAGAUGUCAGCACAAUAUGUACAAAUGCUAUGUCAAAUUUUUCUGAAAAUUACGAAGAUUAUUUUCAAGCAGUUGAGUUGAAAGGCAAUUGGACAUGUGUAUCUCAAUGUAGUGCAGCUCAUGAAAAUGCAAUAAUUUGUGAGAAUGAUGGCAGCUGUGAAGUUUCUGAGAAGGGCCCAUCCUGCUAUUGCCGCCAUGAAGAUAACUUCUGGUACUUGGGAGAUCGUUGCAGUUUACAGGUGUACAAAACUGGAUUCUAUGCUGGAUUGGGAACAGUGGCUGGCGUAGCAGUAAUAAUUGUAGCACUCAUGACAGCUUAUCUCAUACUAAACAAACGAACGAUGAAGAGGAAUAAGGACAUUAAGCAAGAUCUAGUGAAAGAUUGGUUAGAGGAUGACUUUGAAUGGCCACCACAAAAGAUAAAAUCACACACAGUUGAAAAAUAUGAUAAUCCAGUAUACCCAGCAGAAAGCAUGCAUAAGCAGGACAGUUUUGUAAAUUAUUACACCCAGAAUAUUUCACCUGAACCUGAUAUGUAUCGCCGGAAUCUUCAGAGGGAUCAGUCUAUGAGAAUGGACCGACCUCACAUGCGGUCAUCUUUUGAUACUUCAUUCUAAGUGUGGGGAAACAAGUAUUACACCAAGUAUUAUUGUAUGACAUAUUGAAUGUAUCUAUUGCUUGGUUUAACAAUCCAAAACUCAAUCAGCUGCUAGAGUGUUCUACUCAUACCAUACAAUUUAGCAAUUGUACAACUGUGCAUAUUUUCUGUACCUCAGAUGUUUGACAAACAUCAUCUGACCAUAUUGCGUUUGAUCACAUGAUGAAGAGAAGCCGUAAAACUUCAGAAAUGCCCUGCUUAUCUUCACGUUAUGAUAACAAUCAAUGUAGUAAAAUUACAUAUUGCAUAAUUAUCAUUUUUUAUAGGUUUCACUUUGUUAUAGCACCUUCAGGUAUCAUUUCGUAUUUUUUAUUCAUAAUGACUUUGCAUUAAUAUAAACUAGUUUGUAUAUUCACCACAAAUUAUUUAUUAUCAUUAUACUCCACACACUGUUUGUAAAUUGACACUUGCUUAUGUUAAAAUAAAUUAUAUUCAUAUUUG
This is a messenger RNA of Labeo rohita (rohu), 1914 nucleotides long. RefSeq names its product mucin-3B-like. The transcript is spliced from 11 exons. NCBI's taxonomy places the organism in Eukaryota, Metazoa, Chordata, Actinopteri, Cypriniformes, Cyprinidae. The coding region runs from base 701 to 1432 and encodes 243 amino acids. The record is from RefSeq and is a predicted model, not a curated record.